Molecule: messenger RNA, 814 nt
Organism: Sebastes umbrosus (honeycomb rockfish)
Lineage: Eukaryota; Metazoa; Chordata; Actinopteri; Perciformes; Sebastidae
Gene: smim20
Product: small integral membrane protein 20
Exons: 3
Coding region: 90-299 (69 amino acids)
Biological process (GO): mitochondrial respiratory chain complex IV assembly
Cellular component (GO): mitochondrial inner membrane
Source: RefSeq, a predicted model, not a curated record
UUUUUUGGUGACCUUUAAACCGGAAAUAAUAAUUGUAAACACUGCGUACACUUUGGAGGUGAGAGUUCUCACCCGAUGCAGCAAUUAAAAUGUCUAAAAAUCAGAGAAUAGCAUUGAUAUUUGGAGGUUUUGUAACAGCAGUUGCAGCCGCGUUUUACCCCAUAUUCUUCUACCCAAUGACGCAUAAUGAAGAGUACAGAGAUGUCCAAAAGAUGAACCGGGCAGGAGUCAAUCAGGCAGAUAUUCAACCUGUUGGUGUGAAGAUAUGGUCUGAUCCUUUCGGGCCUGCAGGAAAAUGACGGCCGGUGACGGCUGACCCUUCACUAAUUCCACUGAUGCUGAUGAAGACGUUGCUGUUUGAUGAGUGAUUGGUGUGCGCGUGAGUGAAUGCUUCCCAGAAUGUGUGUUUUUUGUUGUUAAGUGAUUCCUUGAAUCCUGAAAAAAAAAUAAAGUUUAAAGCACUUAUAAUGAAAACAUUGUACUUUAAAUGACUUAAUAUAAUUUUAGGUUUAAUGGGUAAUGUAUUGUGAUGCAGACAUAAAAAAAGCAAUCAGUACAAAGUGCAAUGGACAUGAGGCAAGUAGCAUGAGUUUGACUUUCUACCACAGUUCACUUAUUGUACCAAAUGUGCUGUUUUGUCCACAAGGGGGCGCUCCAUGCCCGUCUGUUGCCACAAAAGGCACUGGACUGUGAAAUGUUUUGUUUUGUGCAUCAGAUAUUUUGGAAAAACGUUUCUAUUUCCAAAAAGCCUCGCUCUGGUAUGCAGCCUGUGGAAAUUAUAAUAAAAAAACAGUGGUUUGUUUACCCAUCCUAU